Messenger RNA from Oreochromis aureus, 2460 nucleotides. RefSeq lists its product as uncharacterized. The record is from RefSeq and is a predicted model, not a curated record. The coding region runs from base 213 to 1721 and encodes 502 amino acids. The transcript is spliced from 15 exons. Lineage: Eukaryota; Metazoa; Chordata; Actinopteri; Cichliformes; Cichlidae.
GUUUCGAGCUUCCCGUGUGUUUACAGAUUGUUGCUGCAGAAGCCUCCUAUUGGCCACGUAGCUUGCACAUUGGGCGACUCAGUUUGAUCGAUUUGCUUCUGUGUUACAUCGAGUUGGUGAUUUUUCUGUACAUGUCCUCAUCUGGCAUCCCAUUCACCCUCUGGUGAAGGUAGAAAGUGUGUUUGAGCUGAUGUGGAUGUGAAGUCAGCAGCAUGGGUCAGUGUGUGGGAAGACAGGACGCUCUAAUGAACCAACGUGGACAUCCAGAUAGACGUAGAGUGAGGGUUCAACCUGUACCUGACUAUGAGGCCUUAGUACCCAUUCGCAGGGGGCGCGGAAGCAUAGGGUCACUAUAUGGAUCAAUUGACACAAGCCAUACAGAAAGGCUUAGCUUAGUCACACAUUCUAAUGCACGACGCUCCAAUAUUCCCCCAGACAGGAGAGGUGACUCAGAGGCCAUGUUGAGGAGAGGAAAUCGAAGCUUCUCUGAGCUGAUGGUCCACAAAGAUUUCAGGACUCAGCAGCUUACAUCCAUCUUUGAACCUGAAGUGGAAACUGAAUCUGGAAUCAUUUCCUACAGAUUCAAGUGUCCUGGUUCGGGUCUCUUCCAGUGUUCUCUGACUGGACUGGUGUUUGACAUGACUCAGGAGGUGGAAGUUCUGUACAGGAUUAUCCAGUGGGAUCAGAGUAUCCUCCAAUCAAUUGGCAAGACAGCAGCAGGACCGCUGUUUGAGAUAAAGGGCUGUGAGGAUGCAAUUCGUCAACUCCACUUCCCACACUGUGAAACAGAUGAAGCUGUGCUCUCUGAUGACUCACUGUCUGUCAUCAACUUCUCCGAUGAUGGAUUUAGCGUCCUACAGCCACUGAAGAUCACAGAUACUCAUGUGAUUGUAGAAGUCUCUCACCUCUCUGCCUUUGGGCUUAUCUGGGAUUUCAUAAAGAGGUUUUUGACCAUAAAGAAUCCAAUUAAGGGCCAAGUUUUACUGUUUGUCAGAGCAACACCGAUGGGAGCACAGACACAAAACCUUGAUGUUUUUCUCCUGCCAUGCAACGUCCCUCUGCACGAGGUAAAAGCACAGCAGCCACACUCUGUUUACAUCCCGGUGCCUUCCAACUGUAAACUUGUCAAAAAUGAGACUUACACUGUUCUCUGUCCAACAGCCAGGAAAAUCCAACCCAAGAAAGCUGAAUUUGACAUGGAGUUUGGACCAAACUACUAUGCAACGUUUGAGAUCCGUUUUGAUGUAAACACAGAAGAAGUCACUGUAACAGUUCAAGACCAAACCAACGAAGAAGUCUGGGAGCAUGACAUUGAUAUGGCAGCUGUGCCUCCUUCUCCACCUGUCUCCUGUAGCAGUUGUCAGACGCUUCACCAGAAGAGUGUACCGCAAAGCAGGAUGUUGCCUCAUCCAGGUUCUCCAGAUGUGAAUGUCGCACCAAAGCUGAAAGUUUCAACUGAGCUCCUCGAGAUGCUGAAUGAUUUAGAUGAUGGGGACUUUGACACCUUUAAGUGGCACCUCAAGUCUGAGCUGUGGAAAAACAUCAAGCCCAUCCAAGAGAACAAGCUUACGAAGGCAGAGCGGCAUGCAAUGGUGGAUCUCAUGGUGCAGAAGUAUGAGAUAAGUGGAGCUGUAGAAGUGAUGGAGAGCGUUUUAUUGAAGAUCAGCAGGAAUGACCUGGUGGAAAAGUUAAGACUCUUAACUGUGGAUACAUCAAUCUGACAUUUAGAUCAGAUAUUGAACAAAUCCUGAGUAGAAAAUCUGGGUUUAAUAUUGGCAACAAAAGAAAUUUACGCCCAGUUCAAUUAAAUUCCAUUCAAGCUUUUAUUGGACUCAUGGUAAAACUGUGUAGACCAGUAAAGAGAGGUGCACUCAAACUAGGAUGAUGAAAGAAGAGAGUUAAAAUAUGAUUAAAAUUUACUUAAAAUAUUUUUUUAUUAUUAUUAUUUUUGCUGCAGGCUGUGUGAAGCUGCAGUUAAGUCCACAUUCCAUAUUGUAACAUUAAUCUGACACGCUUCAGGUCUAUGGGAAAUAUUUGACAUAUAUGUAAGUAUCAUUGUGGAAAUUUUCCAUUUAAUAAAGCCUGCAGACAAGCAGUGAGCUGUAGCUAACAUUCUUUAAUCAAAACACAAAAACGGAAACCAAGCUUGGUGAGAGAAUGCAUCAUCGCGGGGCAGACGAUCAGCCUAGCAUGAUGUUAUUCCCCCCUUUUCAUAUAUAUAUUUUUUUAGGGUAAACAGUGUCUCAAGACAGACUGACACUUGAAUUAGUCUGCACAGCAGAUUUACUGAAAAUAGCUUAUUUGCAUGCUAACUACUACACCAAGUCCUCAAAUUGUAACGAGUUCUAAAGUUGUAAAGAGUGCAGCUUGAAGCGUGCUGGUGACCCCCUGCUGUAGGGGAGACCGGGGAUAGUUGUAACAUUUUUGACAUUUCUGUCUGUAAAUUGGAGCUCUUUUAAG